Molecule: messenger RNA, 885 nt
Organism: Yarrowia lipolytica CLIB122
Lineage: Eukaryota; Fungi; Ascomycota; Dipodascomycetes; Dipodascales
Cellular component (GO): cytoplasm
Source: RefSeq, a predicted model, not a curated record
AUGACACUGGCUAGUCGGAUAAGACGCUCUCGACGCGUUAUUAUUCUGGCCCUGGCGGUUGUGUCUCUUCUGAUCAUGGCGUUUAUCAUUUCCAAGCCCGAUUUGGCCAUGAAACUCGGAGCAGCAGCCACCGAGAGCACCCGAUCCAGACCCAGCGCGUUCUUCGACCGCACUUUGGACUUUCCGGGCGUGGAGAGUGACACAGAUCACCUGGUCAUGGUGCCGUGCCAUGGUGUGUGGAAACAGCCCCGAAAGAGCAGCACCAAGCUGCCGGGACUGGCGUUUUCGGACUGGGUUGCAGGCCCGUUUCUGGAGGGCAAAACCGACAUUCUGCUCAAACACAUCACCGAGGGAGUGCGACGAGCGUCAGAAGACCCCUCGGCGCUCUUACUCUUCUCUGGAGGUCAGACCAAAAAGGCUGCAGGCCCCAUUUCCGAGGGAACCUCCUACUACCAGCUGGCGGAGGCUCUGGGAUUAGACAUGUCUCAGACAGCAGUGGAGGAGUACGCACGUGACUCGUACGAGAACCUGGCGUUUUCGAUUGCGAGGUUCAGGGAGCUGACGGGCCGGUACCCAGUCAGAAUCACCGUGGUCGGCUACGAGUUCAAAAGAGCCCGGUUUGAACAACUGCACCGACCAGCCGUAGGAUAUGAUUCUGACAAGUUUGAGUACGUCGGCAUUGAUCCUGUUUGGGGCGAGGACGAGCUUCCUGAUGCCGGUGAACUGGAACACGCUUUUCUGCCGUUCCAACGAGACCCUCAUGGAUGUGUGGAGCAGGUUCUCCUGAAGAAAAAGAUUGAGAGAAACCCCUGGAGACGCCAGCACCCUUACGCACACACUGCUCCGGAAAUGAAGCAGCUGUUGCUCGCCUGUAACCAGAGAUAG